CAAUUCGCGUGGAUUGCGAGUGCUCAGAGCCAUUCGUGGCCCGGGAUUCAGUCCACAGUUCCAUAUAUAAACAUGGAACUAAACAGACACCGGCAAUCCGCUAAACCCAACUUUAGCUAAGGCUGACCAAACGGUUUACAUGGAAAUUCAGAUUUUUUGUCCCGGUACCUGGAAUAGACCCUCCGGACAGCGGGCCCGGGCAUGACGAUGCAAUACCAUCUAGACUUCCCUUCUACUCCAGAUGGACCAGUGUUUCUCUCCUUCUUCCUUUCUCUCCAUUAUUAACUGACUGUCUUGCCUCUCGUUCGAGUGGUUCCUCUCGUUUUCGCUCCUCGAUCAAUCACCUCGAUACUUUUUUUUAUUUCUUUUUUCUAUACUGUCCUUACACCAACUUUUUUAUAAGAAACCUUUUUUUUUUCCUCUUGUCCUUUUUUUAGACUAUUUUUGAUCGUCGACACUCGCUUCGAAGUAUAUCCAACAUGCACUACUCACAGCUUCUCGCGUUCGCGCUGUCUCUCGCUACCACCAACGCUGCCUACCAGGGCUUCAACUACGGUGCCACCAACCCCGAUGGCUCCUACAGGCAGCAGUCCGAUUUCCAGCAGCAGUUUGAAACUGCGAAGAACCUCGUCGGUACGUCUGGCUUCACCAGUGCCAGACUGUACACCACUAUCCAGGGCGGUACCACCAGCGAUGUGACCUCCGCCAUCCCCGCUGCCAUCCAGGAGAACACCAGCCUGCUGCUCGGUCUCUGGGCCUCCGCUGGCCAAGAUAUCUUUAACAACGAGGUCACUGCGCUCAAGAACGCCAUCAACACCUACGGAGACUCCUUCACCAAGCUGGUUGUCGGUAUCUCCGUGGGCAGUGAGGAUCUCUACCGUAACUCCCCCACUGGCAUUCAGGCCAAGGCUGGCAUUGGUGCCAACCCCGACACCAUUGUGUCCUACAUCAAGCAGGUCCGCGAGGCCAUUGCUGGCACUGCUCUGAGCAGCGCUAAGAUCGGCCACGUCGACACCUGGACCGCCUGGGCCAACACCUCCAACGUCGCUGUCUCUGAGGCUGCCGACUGGAUUGGUGUUGACGCCUACCCCUACUUCCAGAACACCGAGGCCAACUCCAUCAACGACGCCAACGGUCUGUUCAACGAUGCCAUUGCCCAGGUCGAGAACGGUGCCUCUGGCAAGGAGAUCUGGAUCACUGAGACCGGCUGGCCCGUCAGCGGUCCUACCGAGAACGAGGCUGUUGCUAACACCGCCAACGCGAAGACCUACUGGGACCAGGUUGGAUGCCCUCGUUUCGGCAAGACCAACAUCUGGUGGUACACUCUUCAGGAUGCCCCUACCUCUCCCAGCUUCGGUAUCGUUGGCCAGCAGCUGAGCACCACUCCUCUGUUCGACCUGUCUUGCGGUAACACCACUUCCACCUCCACCAAGAACGCCUCCGCUGCCUCGUCUUCCGCUGUUGCCACUGCUACCGGUGUUUCUCACAAUGCCUCUGCCACUGGUGCUGCUGCUGGUGCUGCUGCUUCGUCUGCUGCCGCUGCUAUCCCCGCCGCUGCUGCUGGUGCCUCUUCCGCUGCUGCUCCCGCCGCUGAGCCCUGCGAAACUGAGGGUGCUGGUUCCGGCGCUUCCCCUGCUGCCGGCGCUGCUGGUGCUGCCGCUGGUGCUGCUGCUGGAUCCAACAGCACUGGUGCCUACAUCGCUUCCCCCAGCGGUGUCCGCCCUGCUGCUGGUGCUGGCCAGGGUAGCAACGGUACCUACACCAUCGUUGCUAAGCCCACCCUGUCCUCCUCCUCCACCGCCGGCGCCGCCGCUGCUCAAUUCACCAACGGUGCUGCCGCCAACUCCGGCUCUAUGAUCGCCGCCAUCGGUGCUAUCUUCGCCGUUGUCCAGGCUCUGUAAACCGUUUCCUUUUCUCUUCUUGUGAACUUGAUUGUACGCCCUUUGAGAUCAUGUGGGUGAUAUAUGACGCUCUACGUCUUUAUUUCGAGAGGUUUCUUCCGUGACAAAUUGGAAUUUUAUCUUCUGAAUAUAUAUUAACUAUAACACCAAUUGUAUUCCGAAAAGUAAAUCUAUAAAUCUUCUCU
This is a messenger RNA of Paecilomyces variotii, 2086 nucleotides long. Its product is annotated as glycoside hydrolase superfamily. The transcript has a single exon. The record is from RefSeq and is a predicted model, not a curated record. Lineage: Eukaryota; Fungi; Ascomycota; Eurotiomycetes; Eurotiales; Thermoascaceae. The coding region runs from base 480 to 1901 and encodes 473 amino acids. Gene Ontology annotation, biological process: cell wall organization. Gene Ontology annotation, cellular component: fungal-type cell wall; cell surface; extracellular region. Gene Ontology annotation, molecular function: 1,3-beta-glucanosyltransferase activity; glucan endo-1,3-beta-D-glucosidase activity.